UGACCAACGUAUUCAAAAUAUUAACAGAGACCUUGAUGAAACACAACAAAUUAUGCAAAAUAAUAUUGAUAAUAUGACUCGUAAUGUUGCUAAUGCUGAAGAACUUGAACAACAAACUGCUGUAAUGAAUGAAAAUGCUGCUGCUUUUAAAAAGUCAUCAACUAAUAUGAAAAAUGCAAUGUGGUGGAAGAACUUUAAAUUGUGGUUAAUUAUUGGAGCUGUUGUUGCAAUAAUAAUUCUUGUUAUUAUAAUUAUUAUCGUUAUUAUUGCUGUAAAAGUUAGCAAAAAUAAAGAUGAUUAA
Entamoeba nuttalli P19 is the source of this 301-nucleotide messenger RNA. RefSeq names its product vesicle-associated membrane protein, putative. The transcript has a single exon. The record is from RefSeq and is a predicted model, not a curated record. Gene Ontology annotation, biological process: vesicle fusion. The coding region runs from base 53 to 301 and encodes 82 amino acids. Gene Ontology annotation, cellular component: SNARE complex; plasma membrane. Gene Ontology annotation, molecular function: syntaxin binding; SNAP receptor activity. NCBI's taxonomy places the organism in Eukaryota, Evosea, Mastigamoebida, Endamoebidae.